Homarus americanus (American lobster) is the source of this 2814-nucleotide messenger RNA. RefSeq names its product aminopeptidase N-like. Lineage: Eukaryota; Metazoa; Arthropoda; Malacostraca; Decapoda; Nephropidae. The transcript has 16 exons. Gene Ontology annotation, cellular component: cytoplasm. The record is from RefSeq and is a predicted model, not a curated record. Bases 1 to 2583 code for a protein of 860 amino acids. Gene Ontology annotation, biological process: proteolysis; peptide catabolic process. Gene Ontology annotation, molecular function: metalloaminopeptidase activity; zinc ion binding; peptide binding.
AUGGGUCGAGGUUCCGAUUCCUUGCUGAUUAACCAUUUCCAUUCUGUUUUGUAUUGUGUACAGGUGACACCUUCCGAUAACUUAGAAGGCCCUACAGUAGAGAUUAAGCACCACUCUUAUGAUAAUAAAAGAGAAUUCUACAUCGCUCACUUAAACAAGAAACUUGCAAAAGGCAAGAAGUAUGUCCUCUCUAUGGAGUUUAAUGGCACCCUCAAUGACCAACUUAAGGGCUUCUACAGAUCUUCGUAUAAGGACACAGAUGGUUAUGAGAAGAAAAUUGCGACAACUCAGUUUCAGCCAACGGAUGCUAGAAGGGCGUUCCCAUGUUUCGACGAACCCGGACUGAAAGCAACGUUUGAAAUUUUCCUAGCCAGAGAAACUUCAAUGACAUCUAUUUCAAACAUGCCAAAGUUUGAAACUAUACCAGUCGAGGGCCAACCGGGAUGGUUAUGGGACCACUUCAACACCAGCGUGCCAAUGUCCACUUACCUGGUCGCUUUUGUUGUCUCAGAUUUUGAUCACAUGGAGUCAAAUGCCAAUGAACGUGUUCUUUUCCGAGUAAAGUCCCGUCCAGCUGCCAUCAAACAGGCAACCUAUGCCCUCAAGACAGGACCAACGGUUCUCACCUUCUUCGAGAAGUACUUCAACAUUCCAUUCCCUCUUCCUAAGCAAGAUAUGAUUGCCAUCCCUGAUUUCUCAGCUGGUGCCAUGGAGAACUGGGGACUCAUUACAUACAGGGAGACUGCCAUGCUCUACGAUCCAGCAGUGUCUGCUGCGUACAACAAGCAGCGUGUGGCAGUGGUGGUUGCACAUGAGUUGGCGCACCAGUGGUUCGGCAACUUAGUCACCCCCGACUGGUGGACUGAUCUCUGGCUGAAUGAGGGAUUCGCCAGUUUCAUGGAAUAUAUUGGUGUCGAUCACGCUGAGCCCAGCUGGAAUAUGAUGGAACAAUUUGUACCUGAUGACCUCCAGAGUGUGUUUGCCUUGGACUGGCUUGAAUCAUCACACCCAGUUAGCAUCCCUGUUGGACAUCCUGAUGAGAUCAAUGAAAUAUUUGAUCGCAUAUCUUAUUCUAAAGGUGCAUCAAUUAUUAGGAUGAUGAAUCAUUUCUUGACGGAAUCAACGUUCAGAAGAGGUCUCACCAACUACCUCAGCAGCCUGAAGUUUGCAAAUGCUGAGCAAGAUGACCUUUGGCGAUUCCUUACUGACGCUGCUCAUGAAGAUGGCACGCUGCCACUAGACACAACUGUAAAGAAGGUCAUGGACACUUGGACACUCCAAAUGGGCUACCCUGUCAUCAAUGUCAUGAGGAGUGCAGCCGGUACCUCUGCAUCUGUCAGCCAGGAACGAUUCUUACUUGUUAAGAAUGAAAACUCAACCGAUACUCAUAAGUACAAGUGGUGGGUUCCGCUAACAUACACUACUCAGGAUAACUCUGAUUUUGAUAGUACCCAAGCCAUGGUAUGGAUGAAGGACACUGAUGCUAAAACUAUUAUCUCAUCAUUGCCAAAGAAAGACAAGUGGGUCAUCUUCAAUAUUCAGGAGACGGGUUAUUAUAGAGUUAACUACGAUGAAGACAACUGGAACUUGCUGAUACAACAGCUGAAAACCAACCAUAAGGCCAUCCAUGUGAUAAAUCGUGCACAAAUCAUCGACGAUGCCAUGGACUUGGCACGGGCAGGUCAAUUGUCGUAUAACAUUGCACUGAGCGUGUAUGCCUACUUAGGAAAAGAGGAGGCGUAUGUCCCAUGGAAAUCGGCUUUAGCCAACCUCGAAUAUGUAAAACAUAUGUUUUCUUCUUCUGGAACCUAUGGAGCUCUGAAGAGUUAUAUGAUUGAACUUCUGGUUCCACUGUAUCGGUCUGUGGGCUUUGAAGAUAAUGUAAAUGACCCACAUCUGGACCAGUUCAAGCGUGUCAGAGCCGUCUCUUGGGCCUGUAAAUUAAACUAUAAGGACUGUGUUGAUAACGCGGUCUCUCUUUUCCGACAAUGGAUGCAGAACCCAGUUAAUCAAAGCAACAUAUCACCCAACCUGAAGAACACUGUGUAUUGUACUGCUAUUGCAACUGGUGGCGUGGAAGAGUGGAACUUUGGAUGGAACCAAUACCUCAAGUCCAACGUUGGCACAGAAAAAGCAACCUUGCUCGCUGCACUUGGAUGUAGCAAGAAAAUCUGGAUAUUAUCUCGGUAUAUGGACAUGGCCUUCACUGCUGGAAGCGGCAUACGGAAACAGGACGCAGGAACGGCAUUCAGAUCUGUGGCCAGAAAUAAUGUCGGGCGUUAUCUGGCCUGGAACUACCUUAGGGAUAAAUGGCAGAAAAUUAUAGACUACUAUGGAUCUGGCUUGUUUACUAUACCCCGCAUCAUUGAAACAGCAACCAGUGGCCUGAACACAAAACUAGAACUGAAGGAGUUGGAGUUGUUCAAAAAAGAGCACGCUGGAGGACUGGGAACAGCCAAACGAGCAGUUGAACAAGCUAUUGAACGAACUACCAACAAUAUUGCCUGGGUGGAAAACAACUACAGUGUUAUUAUACAGUGGCUCGAAGACCACGGCUAUUCCGCACUGGUUAAUGAAAUUUAAAUUUUCCAUAUGUUUAAUUCAUUUACAGUAUACGGAGAAGCAGGAACUGGAUACGUAAUAAGAUAUUGGAAUUGUUGUUUCUGUGUCAAUGAUGUGGUAUUGAAGAUGAGUUUUAUCUUCAUGUAUUGCCCUAUUUUAUCCAUUUUUAAGAGUUAGCAACUUGGACUGGCGUUAGAUAUAGCCACAUCUCCCUUACAAUAUUGUAUACUGUGUUAUAUCAUAACUCUCUUA